CCCAAGACGCAUUCGUACCCCUAUGCCGCGUGAUCAUCAGCUCCGAUGCUCCCUCACAAGGCCCGUCGGGUCUGUGACUCGCCAGCGCCAUGCACCUCGGGCUUGACGGCCAGCCGAUCCGUUCGCGUGCCGGCGUCGGUGGGUGACCCCCUGUCUGCGGUGGAGACGCCCGCGUUGGUCUGCGACCUUGACAAGGCCGAGACCAACAUACGCCACUUCGAGGACACCAUGAGAGAUUUCCCCAGCGUGCGGUUGCGACCACACUUCAAGAGCCACAAGUCGGUGGAUCUGUGCAAGGUGCAGCUGCAGUCGCCGCUGGUCUCCGGCUUCUGCUGCCAGAAGACGUCCGAGGCAGAGGCGAUGGCAGAAGCGGGCAUCAACGACAUCUUGCUCACGAACGAAGUGGUGGUGGAGCGGAAGAUCAACCGGCUGCUGGGGCUGCUGCAGCGGCACGAGACGCUGCGCCUCGCCGUGCUGGUCGACGACCCCUCUGAGGCCAGCAAACUCAGCUCAUUUGCGGCCCAUGCGCAAGUGGAGCUUGGCGUGUUGGUCGAGUUGGACUGCGGGGGGGGGCGCUGCGGCGUGACCAGCGUGCAAGAGUGCGUGUCGCUGGCUCAGACGUUGCAUGCGCUGCCCGCGCUGCGUUUCCGGGGCAUCCAAGCUUACCACGGCACCGCACAGCACUUGCGCACGCCACAGGAGCGCAAAGCGGCGAUCGAUAGCGUGCUGCUUACGCUGCGCGAGGUGCGAUCGCGCCUCAGCGAGCUGGGGGUGCCGUGCGCGGAGAUCACGGGUGGUGGCACGGGCACCUACCUGCACGAGGCGGCGAGCGGCGUGUACACGGAGGUGCAGGCUGGCAGCUUCCGGUUCAACGACGUGGACUACGGCGCCAACCAGGACGCGCACGGAGUGCAGCUGUCCGACUCCGAGUGGCAGUUCAGCCUCAGUGUGCUCUCCACCGUGAUGAGCCGCAACGAGCGGCAGCGAAAGUGCGUCACCGACGCGGGCAUGAAGGCGCACAGCGUGGACAGUGGGCCACCAAGGCUGCUGCACGCAGUGGAGGGCGCAGAGGUGCGCAACGGCGGCGACGAGCACCUCAUCAUCACGUAUCCCGAGGGAAUCGCCGUGCCACAGCUUGGCAGCCAGGUGUCGGUCGUGCCUGGACACUGCGAUCCCACCGUGAACAUGCACGAUUUCCUUGUGGCUACACGUCAGGGCGUCGUGGUGGGCGUAUUCCCUCUCGCACGCGGCCCCGGCUUCUGAUCAGGCCACGGCCCAUUGCUUGAUGGAGCUUGCGGCGGGCAGGUCCGUGCGGCUUUCCAGGCUUGCUUGGAAAUCAGUUGCGUCG
Molecule: messenger RNA, 1348 nt
Organism: Prorocentrum cordatum
Lineage: Eukaryota; Dinophyceae; Prorocentrales; Prorocentraceae
Source: the annotation of a GenBank genome assembly